CUCGUGUGGCAAAUCAGUGCGGCAGACGGCAGUGCGUUUGUAUCUCGUAUGGCAAAUCAGUGUGGCAGACGGCAGUGCGUUUGUAUCUCGUAUGGCAAAUCAGUUUAGCAACACGUUUGUAUCUUGUAUGAGUUGUAUGGCAAUCGGCAAAUCAGUAUAGCCACCACUCUUCGGCGUGAAUGGAUGCUUUAAAUCUUCGUGUCACCGUUCACGGUUCUACAAUCUACGGAAAUUUAAUGCCGUUUGCGGAUUAUUACUUAUUAGUUCGCGGAAAUUUAUCGACAGUCCGGUCAAAAUGCAAUUUGGACACUCCUGUAACGCACACUAAAGUUCUCGUUUCCUCUUUAUUCGUUUGACGUUUCCAAACGUUUUAUAUUACCACCCCGCCGACAGAACGACCAUGCGAAUAGCCACAAACAAUAAGAGCGACAGCAGCUGCACCAUAGUCGGUGUACGUUUCGUCAACCCAAAACACACUGUAAACCGGCUACUCCACUCACCCACUCACCCACCGGCAAACACAAUAUUAUUAUCCAUUCGGCGACAAAUGUUUCGUGUUGGAGAAUCCCACGAUUCAGUUACCUAAAAUUAUUUUAUUCCGUAAUGUUGUUUACCUAAUUUAUCUACCCUGCCGACCGAUUCUCAGAAUUAUUCCUUUAUCUGUAUUGUUCUGUUCUUUCGUUUCCACUCUCCUCGUCCCCAACGCUCGUGGUCCCGACGCUCACCACAGCACCACAGUCGUCCGUCACUAUACACACCACUACUCGAGUCAGCCCGUUUAUUUCAUGCGCAGCGACUGUACCUGCCGGACGUCCGUCACCAGCUUCUCGUUUGUCUCGUCCGACUCCGCACACCACCAUCGCUCACCAAACGCCUAGUUGAACGACAACUGUCUUGUUUUGGAGACAUCGCCGUCUGCCCAACCGCCUUUCGUGAAAAAAAAAAAAACCGUGACACGCGGUACGCAUUAUUACGCUUCAUAGAAACGCCACUAUGUCUGUUGAUCCGAAAACCGUUGUCCCAGAGAACGUUCCCGCUCAAUCUCUUCACGACGACUCCACUACUUGCCCUAUGGAGACGCCCAAUGACGCCGCCUGCCCUACGCAGUUGCCCGACGACGACGAUGUAAUCUAUUGCCCACCGUUGCCGGAUGACGAAACCCCAAGCAUAGCAUCGGAUGUCACCUUCGAAAUCAUCCAUGGCUAUGACGGAGACAGAGACAGAGACACGGAAUCUUUAUCGUCUUUUGAAGGCGACGGUAUGGCAACAAUAAAGCAAGAAAAAAUAUCGCCCACGCCUGAAAAACGGCACUUAAUAACGGAACCAGAUUUCCCGGCGAAAAAAGUCAAGUCGACGAUACCCAAUAUGGAAGUCGAUGCCGAUCGCAAACCGACAACACCCGACAACGAUGAUGCCGAUCGCAAACCGACAACAACCGACAACGACGAUGCCGAUCGCAAACCGACAACACCCGACAACGAAGAUGCCGAUCGCAAACCGACAACACCUGACAACGAUGAUGCCGAUCGCAAACCGACAACAUCCGACAACGAUGAUGCCGAUCGCAAACCGACAACAUCCGACAACGAUGAUGCCGAUUGCAAACCGUCAACAUCCGGCAACGAUGAUGCCGAUUGCAAACCGUCAACAUCCGACGAUAAAAACGAUAAAGCCGUUGCAGCCGAUCAAAACGAUAGUGAUGAUGAAGAUGUAUCAAUUAAAGAGGAAAUUGUUGAUUUGGGAAAUGAACCAUAUUUUUAUGAGGAACAAGUUGAAGAACGUUUUUUAAUUCCUCAACGCCCUGGAGUGUUUGGUUUUGAUCGUGGACUUGAACCAGAUCACAUUGUUGGAGCGACUGAAAAGGAUGGCAAACUGAUGUUUUUGAUUGCAUGGAAAAAUUCAGUUGAUGGAGAAGCUGAUCUGUUGGAAUCAACCGAGAUUUAUAAUAGAUGUCCUCAAAUAGCUAUUAAGUUUUUUGAAGACCGCCUCAUUUACAUUCCACCCGAAAAAAAAUGAAAUUCAUUUGUAACUCUUACAAAUGAACAAAUAACACUAAUAAAACACCUUUCUGAUAAGUACAAAAUAUAAAAUUACAAAAUUAAA
Molecule: messenger RNA, 2103 nt
Organism: Melanaphis sacchari
Lineage: Eukaryota; Metazoa; Arthropoda; Insecta; Hemiptera; Aphididae
Product: sialidase-like
Exons: 4
Coding region: 994-2016 (340 amino acids)
Cellular component (GO): nucleus
Source: RefSeq, a predicted model, not a curated record